Messenger RNA from Morone saxatilis (striped sea-bass), 4025 nucleotides. RefSeq names its product rabphilin-3A-like. The transcript is spliced from 18 exons. The coding region runs from base 257 to 2128 and encodes 623 amino acids. Lineage: Eukaryota; Metazoa; Chordata; Actinopteri; Moronidae. Gene Ontology annotation, molecular function: small GTPase binding. Gene Ontology annotation, biological process: intracellular protein transport. Gene Ontology annotation, cellular component: membrane. The record is from RefSeq and is a predicted model, not a curated record.
CUGAGUUCCCACGCAUUGUGGAGGUCCGCUGUGCCUCUAGCAACAGACUACUCCUCCAAGGAGAAGAAAAAGAGAGAGAGAGAGAGAGAGAGAGAGAGAGAAAAGCACACGGGUUUUGGUGACAGGCACCAUGCGCAAUGACUGACUCUGUGGUGGGAUCCAAGCGCCGCGCAGAAAUUUAGUCCGCAUCAUUCCCUGACAGCUCCCGGAGAGAGGAGGAGAGCAGGGCUGGAUUCUCAGACUCUGAUAGCGCAGCAUGACGGACACGGUGAUGAGCAGCAGCUCGGAUCGCUGGGUGUCCAACGACAGGCAGAGGAGCAUGCAUGCUGGUGAUAAAGAGCAGGGUAACUGGACCAUGCAGCCAGGCCCAGGUCCUGGUCCAGACCUGACAGAUGAAGAGAAAGAGAUUAUAAACAGUGUGAUCGCCCGUGCCGAGAAAAUGGAGGCCAUGGAGCAGGAGAGAAUUGGGCGUUUGAUAAACCGCCUGGACGACAUGAAGAAGACUGUGUGCGGGGAUGGAAUGUCCCGCUGUUUGCUGUGUGGGGAGCAGCUGGGCUCACCUGGGGUCAGCUCAGUGGUGUGUGAGGACUGCAAAAAGAACAUGUGUACCAAGUGUGGUACGCAGUGUAGCAGUCGGCCCCGUGCUGUGUGGCUAUGCAAGAUCUGCAGAGAACAGCGAGAGGUGUGGAAGAGGUCUGGUGCCUGGUUCUUUAAAGGUUUUCCGAAGCAUUUCCUGCCGUCGCCCAUGCCAUUAACUAAAACAAAAGAGACAGGUGCCCAGGAGGCAGCAGAGCCCCAGGGGCCCCCAGCCUCUGGGCACAGGGAGGCGGUAACCCAGCCACAACCACAAGAGCCACAGGGCCGUGCUGGUUACCCACCUGUGGCCCCGAAACCAUCAGUUGGGCGCAUGGCCACGGGCGGGGCUGGCCCUGAAGAGGCGGGGCAGGGCAGCCCAGUGGUGAUGAAGAAGAUGGUGCCCGUCCAGAGCUCCAGACCACAGCCUGCUGCAUCGACCACACUGGCCCAUCAGGGUCCAGCAGCAGGAGAUGGAGGGGCUUACUCCUCUGGUGCAGUUCCUUCAGAGCAGAGAGCGCCUCCCGCAGUAAGAGAGGACAGGAGGCAGCCCGCUGCCUACAGUGCUCCUCCCGCCCGACAGCAACCUCCCCCAGCUGAGGAGGAGGAGGAAACCAACGACUAUGACUCUGAUGAAGCCACCACUCUGGGCUCUCUAGAGUUCAGUCUGCAUUAUGAACAGGAAAGCAACAGCCUCCACUGUAGCAUCCUCAAAGCAAAGGGACUGAAGCCCAUGGACUCAAAUGGACUGGCAGAUCCUUAUGUCAAGCUUCAUCUGCUGCCAGGGGCUAGUAAGUCUAACAAGCUGCGCACAAAGACCCUGAGAAACACCCGCAACCCUGCGUGGAAUGAGACACUCACCUACCACGGCCUGACAGAUGAGGACAUGCAGCGUAAGACCCUCAGGCUGUCUGUCUGUGAUGAAGAUAAGUUCGGGCAUAAUGAGUUUAUUGGGGAAACCCGAGUGGCGCUGAAGAAAUUGAAGAUGAACCAGAAGAAAAACUUCAACGUGUGCCUCGAGAGGGUUGUCCCUACGAAGAGAACUGCAACAGCUGGUGGAGCCAGGGGCAUCGCUCUCUACGAAGAUGAGCCAGGGAAAGAAGGCGGGGAGGUGGAGGAGCGCGGCCGCAUUCUGAUGUCGCUCAUGUACAACACCCAGACGAACCGUCUCGUUGUGGGCGUCGUGCGCUGCGUUCACCUGGCUGCCAUGGAUGCUAAUGGCUACUCUGACCCAUAUGUCAAAAUAUGUCUGAAACCUGACAUGGGGAAGAAGGCCAAGUGCAAAACACAAAUCAAGAAGAGGACUUUAAACCCAGAGUUUAAUGAGGAAUUCAGCUAUGACAUCAAACACAGUGAACUGGCCAAGAAGACCUUAGAUAUCUCUGUGUGGGAUUACGAUAUCGGGAAGUCCAACGACUACAUCGGUGGGUGUCAGCUGGGUAUCACUGCCAAAGGAGAGCGGCUGAAGCACUGGUAUGAGUGCUUGAAGAACAAGGACAAGAAGAUUGAGCGCUGGCACACCUUGUAUAACGAGAAUCACGUUGCUAGUGAUUAACCACUCCCCCGUGCAGCAUGAGUUAAAACCCCCCCUUCAGACUUGGUUUGCAUUCAUCUCCUAAUGCACCCCCCCCAUUUUAUUGUUUUAUCUAUACUUUAUCACACAGACUUACUCACCUCCUUUCCCCUGAUGUAGUUUUUGUAGUAUAUCUCUUCUUUCCUGUCCUCUUAUUAACAAUUUCUCUGCCUGUGCUGACACUUAAUCUGCCUCUGGGACAAAUCAUGGCCUAAACGAAUUAGAGAUUUUACUAGACAUCUGUCAACAAACAGAUGCACAAGGACCAUUAUGCCUGUCAGUGGUGUUAUGUAGUGUGCUUAACAUUCUUUGCUAGAGAAAAUGAAGUUUGAAUUGCACUGGCACAGGACGAGAAAAGCAAUAUGUUACGGCAUCUGAGGUCAAAACUAUCGUUAAAAUCCUCGACGGAGCUCAUGCCUGAAAUUCAUUAGACUGUCAGGGUAUUUUAGUUUUAUUUUCUCGUGUGAUUACAUCAUGCUGUAGUGUAACACUUGAACUGUAUAAGCAUGCCAAGCCACAGACAGAAGAAAACACGCAGCUGCGCCUUCAAAUAUUUCAACUGUGCCCACUGUCCUGAACAUAUUGUAUAUUUCCAUGAAGAAAUGUUUACAUACUGAUACAUUGCUCAGGUUAGGAUAGACAUCUGAUGUGCAGAUGAUUCAUAAGUCAGUGGACCAUGAGCUAGAUGAAUCUUUCAACAGUUAAGUAAUGUUAAUUUGUGAUUUAAAAUUAUAGCACACCUAGUUAAACAUUAGGAGUUUUUAUGUAUGGAUAGUUAAGCUGUGAAUUUUGAUUUGUGGGAAGUAUUAACUGUGAUUAGAGAAACAGAACUUUUUGUUAGUUACGGUGAGAAUUGGCAGGAAAAAAGGGUUUUUCCUCCUGCUACCUCGACUCUUCUGAAGCUUGUGGUUCACUCUGACACCUCAGAGGUUUUCUAGUGUUUACACUGAACGCACAUGGCCAGGUCUCUUGCAGGCCCCCCGAACAAAAUGUGGCUGCUCCACUUAACAAGGAGAGAAGGUGGAACAGCUUAUGUCAUAAGUAUGUGCAGCUUUACCUGCAUGCACUGUGCUCGUGACUCUGGUGUGCCUGGGGCAGUCGUGGCCCGCUUUUACCCCAACGCACCCUUUGCACAAAGCAGGGCUCUUUCCCCUCUGCCACACCCCAAUCAUUCAAGGCUUUAGUGUGUGUUUGUUCACUAAUCACAGCAAACCAAGGAAAGCACACCUUACAAAGUGGAAUGACCUCAAUUUAUACAGCUGUUUGCAAGUUAUUCCAAUGUCAAAACAAAGACGAAAACAAAAAAUCCUAUGCAUGAAAUGUCUUGUGGUUCAAGAUAUAUAUACUUUGUAAGAAAUUAAUGCUAUUGUAAUUCCAUUAAUGUUUACACUUCUUCCCCAUAACAUUCCUGUUAAUACUUUAUAUACAAGAGGCCAUAUUCUGCAUGACUAUGGCGGCUAUGUAAUCUGAAUAAUCUGGUCUGAUAGCAUCCACAGGAUAAACUGAUAAUCAACUGAGCACAUCAACAAAAAACUAUUCAACUCUAUCAGUAGCAGAUAUUGAGAUAAAUCUUUCUGUACAUACGCAUUCAAAUCAGUGAUUCAGACACCCACCUGUAGCAUCACACACUAUCCUAUGUUGUGGUAUUUCAGCUACAGCGAUCACUAGAUGAUGAUCAACAUGAAUUAUAAUCAAUAGGGUUCUUUUUUUUUUCUCAAAACAGGCUUCUCUGAGCUAAACCCAUAGCUGUCUUCUACUUGAUUCUGCCAGUUCAGUGGAAUGUUUCUUGGUUUAUCUCUGUAUUUGUACAUAGAUAGUGCAUGCACUGGAAAUAUGUAUGUUUGCAAAUAACUUUGCAUGUAAAGAUUUUGCAGAGAGU